Messenger RNA from Musca vetustissima, 495 nucleotides. RefSeq lists its product as uncharacterized. The record is from RefSeq and is a predicted model, not a curated record. Lineage: Eukaryota; Metazoa; Arthropoda; Insecta; Diptera; Muscidae. The transcript is spliced from 2 exons. The coding region runs from base 1 to 495 and encodes 164 amino acids.
AUGUCAAAGGGGAAGAAACGUAGUGUGUGGUGCGACAUUGAUACACAUCAUUUACUUCAACUUUGGGAAGAACGUGCCAACGACUUGCGGCGUGCAAAACGGAAUGGUCACAUUUACCAAGAUAUUGCAGCGCAAAUGAACCAUAAAUUUACUGCGGAAGUGGUGCACGUCAAGAUUCGAAAUUUCACAAUAAUGCGGAAGUUUUGGAAUCGUUUUUAUUUCAACCAUCCCGAAACAUCACCAUUGUCUCCAUCGCCACAGCCAUAUCUUGAUGUCGUGUUUCCCCCAGCAACCCCCUCUUCGUCGUCCUCUGCAAAAAAGAGAAAUAAUUUAGGCGAAGUUAUAAAAAUUAUGAAAGAGCAAAAUGAUAUGCUGAAAUGUGUGUUAGAAGAUAGCCAAUGUCUGUCAAAUCAAAUUGUGAGUGCUAUCAGAGAACAAAAUGAAACCAGCCGAGAAUUUAUUAUUUUAAUGAAAAAUUUAAUAGAUAAGAUUUAG